GAGACAAAGCCGUAACAGUGUGAUGUAGGUUAUCCAUCGCAAACGAGCCUCGUCCUUCAGGAAACAGCGCCAGAUUAUUUAAUGUCGAUUCAGGAUGUCAUGGAAGUUGCGUGAAAGUAAAACUCUGCUCUGAUAUCCAUGGGGGACAAUGUCGACGUCAGAGCCCUGAGGGCUAAGUUUAAUGUACAGACAGAAACUGCCAGCUCUGGAGGUGGCGCAUCCCCGAGACAUUCUGCGGUGGGUCCUACGUCAGAGUCCUCGGCCAACGGAGCGGUCCGAAACAAGUCUUCACCUGUAAUUCCAAGGCCGAUCCUUCCAGUGAACUCCACCACCGAACCAAAAAGGUUUGGUCAGGCUCCCUCAUGGAGUCUUCCCCAAACCCCCACCCUCCCACCGUAUGGGAGCCAAAGAGGAGCCUAAAACGCCCCUCACAGAGCCUGAGAUCCCAGGGAGAGUAAAACUGACAGGAGAGCUUCUCCAAAACAAAAUGAUGAAGCAUGUUGAUGACAGGAAACCCCAAUCAUUUCCCAGACCUUCACUGCCCAGCCAGAAGAGCUUGUCUGAGGUGGCACCUCUGAGAAAGCCUCUUCCUGCUGUUGGGCAACGACCUUCAAAGCCCAGGCGACCCCCAGUGGUCAACCUGGACCAUUUACGGAAAAAGGCGCUAUCAUUUCAACCCCCAAGACGCCAAGAGACCAAGACAUCUGAGGGACCAGGAAGGCCACCAAAUAAACCUACACUCCUGCCACCAAAUAAACCUCCCUUUUCAAACCCAAACAUUGAGCACGAAGAGGAUACGUACGAUGAUGUUAAUUUGCCCCCACCUCCACCUCCUCCUCCAAAGCCAUCCUCCAGAGAAUCGUGGACUGACAGUUUCUCAUCUCAGGCUGGUGAGGACAGUGAUCAAAGUGAAAUUUACGAGCAUAUCGAAGAACAGGAGGAGUUUGCUCAGCCAGCCGUCUUUGAGAAGAAGAAACAAAAGGAACUCAAACGACAGCAAGAAACAGAAACGAAAGAACAAAAAGAACGGCGUAAAAAAGAAAAUGAGUACAGAAAAAAAUUCAAACUGACUGGAGAAGAGGAAGUACUGCACAUCGCUCGGGUGAGAGAGGACUGGCAAGGAGGGAAGAGUGAUCUGCGUGUGCGGCAGGGAGAGAGCGUGGAGAUCGUCCGAGUGAAGAACAAUCCUGAGGGGAAAUGGCUGGCUCGAAACAUGAACAGAGAAUAUGGUUAUAUCAGUAACACAUGUGUUGAUGUGGAUUAUGAAGAAGUGAAGCGGAAGCUUCGCCUCGGAGUCACACCCUCUUCCCUUCCUCCUCCAGUCCAAGAAGACGAUGACGUUUAUGAUGAUGUCGGCUCAGACGCCCUGAACAGCAGUUUUACUAUGGGCGGCGAGGUAUAUGAUGAUAUAGAUGCAGUCAUACCGGAUGAAUUCCCCCUCCCCCCGCCUGAGAUAUGCCAUGAUCCCAAGAAGAACAAGAAGCUGGAGAAGGAGGAGAAGGAGUUUAGGAAAAAGUUCAAGUUUGAAGGGCCUAUCAGGGUUCUUGGCUGCAUGAUGGUGGACCCCAAUGCUAAUAUAAAGAAGAGCGGAGGAAAAGACCUGUCUGUUGUACGAGGAGAGAUUCUGGAGGUCAUUGAGCAGACUAACGAGAAGAAAGUACUCUGCCGCAACAAUCAGGGCAAAUAUGGAUAUGUGCCCACAUGUUACCUUCUACAGGCGGAAGGCGAAAUAUAUGAUGACAUUGACAACAGGUCAGAUAUUUAUGAUAAUGAUGGACCUUUGAGGCCCUGAUGGACAGGAACAGAACAAUGUUGGAGAAAGUGGACAUAAAACAGAAAAGAAUUAGCAACUGAGCUAGGCUGAGACUAUGAGAAUACUUAUUUCCUACUAAGAAACUAUUCAAUCCUGAGGACAGAAAUACUUAAGAUUAUGAAUUAAAGCUUUGUACAUUAAAGAAAUAAAUGCACAUUUUUUAAAAUAAA
Messenger RNA from Colossoma macropomum (tambaqui), 1983 nucleotides. RefSeq names its product FYN-binding protein 1. NCBI's taxonomy places the organism in Eukaryota, Metazoa, Chordata, Actinopteri, Characiformes, Serrasalmidae. The coding region runs from base 398 to 1792 and encodes 464 amino acids. Gene Ontology annotation, molecular function: protein binding. The transcript has 16 exons. Gene Ontology annotation, cellular component: plasma membrane. The record is from RefSeq and is a predicted model, not a curated record. Gene Ontology annotation, biological process: protein localization to plasma membrane; integrin-mediated signaling pathway; T cell receptor signaling pathway.